Danio aesculapii is the source of this 5525-nucleotide messenger RNA. It is a transcript of the gene fmnl2b, whose product is annotated as formin-like 2b. Gene Ontology annotation, molecular function: actin filament binding; small GTPase binding. Gene Ontology annotation, biological process: cell migration; regulation of cell shape; cortical actin cytoskeleton organization. Lineage: Eukaryota; Metazoa; Chordata; Actinopteri; Cypriniformes; Danionidae. The record is from RefSeq and is a predicted model, not a curated record. Bases 608 to 3949 code for a protein of 1113 amino acids. The transcript is spliced from 27 exons. Gene Ontology annotation, cellular component: cytosol.
AGUUACAAUGUCGCAGCUCUUCAAAAAAAAGUCAAUUCACACGCUGUUCAUCCAAAACUACAAAUACCGGCAUGCAACAGAACAAAACAUUGCCUCCCCCUCGACUCCUCAGCAUGGCUUUUUGGCACUCCCCAGCGGGGGAUUGGUGCUGAAAGGCUUCAUUGUGUCGGGGAUUGAAUGGGGGAGUUUGCGUUUUGUCGAAGUCCGUCUGUUAUCAUCCACACAGCGCGGAUUAACUGGCCUGCCCGAGUCCGAGCCAUGCGCGUUAUCAUGCCGCAACCCUCCAGCGGUGCGUUUUUUGUGCGUUAUACAGAUAAAUGCGCCCUGCUUCCGAGCCGCUGCCGCUGACUGAACGAUGCUCAACAGCUCCGAGAAAUGAACGGAGGGCCCGACAGAUACGGAUUAACAAUGUAGGGAUGCUAUUGUCGAAGUCUCGCAUCUGAUACGGAGCUCUGCGGGUUUGCAUCGAUGGAGAGGGCGUCUAGACACCUAUAAAAUCCUGCGUUAUCUUUGUUUGCUUGCUUUUUUGCUUCUUGAUUACAUUUUGGAGCGGAAUACGUUUUUUCGAAAGGAUUUAGCGUCGCCGGGCAUCAGACAAAAAAAAAACAUGGGGAACGCAGAAAGUAUGGAUGCUCAGCUCACAGAUUUCAGGGCGAGGGGCAGCAAACCCCCUAAACUGCCCAUGCCGGACCCCGCCGAACUGGAGGAGAGAUUUGCAAUCGCACUGAACACUAUGAACCUUCCUCCGGAUAAAGUGAGGAUCCUGAGACAGUAUGACAAUGAAAAGAAAUGGGAGCUGAUAUGCGAUCAGGAACGGUUCCAAGUGAAGAAUCCUCCCCAUACAUACAUCCAGAAACUUAGAAGCUUUCUGGACCCUGCUGUCACCAGGAAGAAAUUUAGGAGACGAGUUCAGGAGUCAACUCAGGUGCUCAGAGAGCUGGAGAUAUCUCUUAGGACUAAUCACAUCGGGUGGGUGAGAGAGUUUCUCAAUGAGGAGAACAAAGGGCUCGAUGUGCUGGUGGAGUACCUGUCGUUUGCCCAGUAUGCUGUCACGUUUGAUGGAGAUGUACCAGAGAGCGCCACAGGUGAUAUUUCUGUAGAGACUCCCUGGAGCAGGUCUAUAGAAGAUCUGCAUGGCGACAGUAAUCUGCCAUCACCAGUCAGCGGCAGCAGCAUUCCACGUUCCACACGGCACUCCUUAAGGUCAAAUACUUUGCCCAGUCGCAGAACUCUAAAGAAUUCCCGCUUGGUGUGUAAAAAAGAUGAUGUUCACGUCUGCAUCAUGUGUCUUAGAGCUAUUAUGAACUACCAGUAUGGCUUCAACAUGGUCAUGUCCCAUCCGCAUGCUGUCAAUGAAAUUGCUCUGAGCCUUAACAACAAAAAUCCCAGGACCAAAGCUUUGGUUCUGGAGCUUCUGGCUGCUGUGUGUUUGGUCAGAGGAGGACACGAGAUCAUCCUUGCUGCUUUUGACCAUUUCAAAGAGGUCUGCUCAGAAACCCAGAGGUUUGAGAAACUGAUGGAACACUUCAAAAAUGAAGACAACAACAUUGAUUUCAUGGUGGCGUGCAUGCAGUUCAUCAAUAUCGUGGUGCACUCGGUAGAGGACAUGAAUUUCAGAGUUCACCUCCAGUAUGACUUCACCAAACUCUCUCUGGACGACUAUCUGGAGAGGCUGAAGCAUACGGAGAGCGAUAAACUCAAAGUGCAGAUCCAGGCUUAUUUGGAUAACCUGUUUGACGUGGGGACGCUUCUAGAGGACGCAGAGACCAAAAACGCUGCCCUGGAACGCGUGGAGGAACUGGAGGAGAAUCUGUCACAUAUGAGCGAUAAACUCUUAGAAACGGAAAAUGAGGCCAUGUCUAAAAUCGUGGAGCUAGAGAAGCAGUUGAUGCAGAAGAACAAAGAGUUGGACACCGUCCGGGCGGUGUACCGGGACGCCAGCUCGCAAGUUCACACUCUUCGGCGGAUAGUUCGGGAGAAGGAUGAGACCAUUCAGAAGCAAUCCACACUGGAGAAGAAGAUCCAUGAGCUGGAACGCAGAGGCAGUCUGCAGAUCCAGGUGAGGGGUGAGGGAGAUGGGGAAGGAGAUGUGUCUCCGCUGCCUUCGCCUCCUCAACCCAUGGCUCUAUCUCCCUGUCCCGAUGCCAUGGCCUUGGCUGGAGCCUGUGCUGGAGCAUCAUACAGCUCUGCCAGCUCUUCUCAGACUGGCACGCUUCGAGCAAUGGUUACACCACCACCUCCUCCCCCUCCACCACCUCCAAUGACAGCUUCCUCUGUUCCUAAUGGGCCAUCAGAAGCUCUUGCACCUCCGCCACCACCUCCGCCUCCCCCACCUCCUCCACCACCUCCUCCUCCUCCACCACCUCCACCUCCUGGUCAUUCCAUUGAGAUCUCUGCUCCUUUACCUCCGCCUCCUCCUCCAUGUGCUCCUCCUCUGCCCGGCAGCGGCACACCAACCGUCAUAUUCAACUCUGGCUUGACGGAUGGACCAUUCAAGCUCUUCUCCGUGAAAAUCAAAAAGCCAAUCAAAACGAAGUUCCGCAUGCCUGUGUUCAAUUGGGUGGCUCUGAAACCAAAUCAGAUCAACGGCACCGUCUUCAAUGAAAUCGAUGACGAACGGAUCCUGGAGGAUUUGAAUGUUGAUGAGUUUGAGGAAAUGUUUAAGACCAAAGCCCAGGGCCCUGCCGUUGACAUGACAUUGCAAAAACAAAAGGCUCCUCAAAAGGGCCCCAAUAAAGUAUCACUGCUGGAGGCCAACAGAGCCAAAAACCUUGCCAUCACGCUCCGCAAAGCAGGCAAGAGCCCUGAGGAGAUCUGCAAAGCAAUCCAGACGUUUGACCUGCGUACGGUGCCGGUGGAUUUCGUGGAGUGUUUGAUGCGGUUUAUGCCCACUGAGACUGAGGUGAAGGUGCUUCGUCAGUAUGAGCGGGAACGACGGGCAAUGGAUGGACUCACUGAUGAGGACCGCUUCAUGAUGCUCUUCAGCAAGAUCGAAAGACUGCCACAGCGCAUGACCAUCAUGGCCUUUAUGGGCAACUUUACAGAUAGCCUGCAGAUGCUCACACCGCAACUUCAUGCUAUCAUAGCUGCAUCUGUAUCAAUCAAAUCAUCCCAGAAGUUAAAGAAAAUCCUUGAGAUCAUUUUGGCCCUGGGAAACUACAUGAACAGCAGUAAGAGAGGAGCUGUUUAUGGCUUCAAACUUCAGAGCUUGGAUCUGUUGUUGGAGACCAAGUCCACAGACAGAAAACAGACACUUUUGCACUACAUAGCCAAUGUGGUGAAGGAGAAAUAUCCCAUUGUGAGCAUUUUCUACAAUGAGCUGCACUACAUCGAGAAAGCUGCUGCGGUCUCUCUGGAGAAUGUUCUCCUGGAUGUGCGAGAGCUACAGAGAGGUAUGGAUCUGACUAAAAGAGAGUACAGCAUGCACGGCCACAACUCUCUGCUCAAAGACUUCAUCCAUCACAACGAGGCCAGGCUGAAGAAGCUCCUGGAUGAUGCUAGAAUUGCACAGGAUGCCUUUGACGAAGCUGUUAAGUUUUUUGGGGAGAGCGCCAAGACCAUGCCACCCUCUGUGUUCUUCCCUGUGUUUGUCCGCUUCAUCAAGUCCUAUAGGCAAGCGGAUGAAGAGAACGAGCAGAGGAAGAGGCAGGAGCAGCUGAUGAUGGAGAAGCUUAUGGAACAGGAGGCCAUGAUGGAGGAACAAGAAAGUCAACAGUCGCCAUCUCACAAGGGCAAGCGGCAGCAGCAAGAACUUAUUCACGAGCUAAGAAAGAGACAAGGCAAAGACAGCCGCCUCGUCUAUGAAGGCAAAGAUGGAGCCAUCGAGGACAUCAUUACGGACCUGCGCAACCAACCCUUCAGACGGGCCGAUGCUCUCAGGAGGAGCGGGAGAAGAAACUUAGAGGUGCAGCACCUUCAGCUACGCACCGUGGAGAUCAGCACAUGCUAGCCACCAUUGUUCAGCUUUUGAAUCUACUGAAAACAACACAAACACACACACACACACAAAAGCACACUUCAGACCAAGGAUAGAUGAAGAAAAGUGACACGAACACUUCUGCUUACCUGGGAUCUGGAAUCUCGAUUUAAUGAAAUGUUUCAUGUUGGAGAGAACAUUGAUUUUUGUGGAUCCUACAAAACCCUACAAAGACAUUUGGGUUUUAUAUCCACGAAAGAGCAGAAUGAGGCUUGGAUUUUGGCCAACUUGUGUUGUUUUACCUCAGUUUUUAAAGCUGCAGGUUUUUCUUUGGGGAAGAUUUACAAGAUGCACUUUUAUUUUUUAUCUUUAAACAUUGAACUCGGAUCAUCUCAACUGGACUUAUGUUAGUUUUUGUUUUUUAAAUAUGGAUGAAGCGCUGGACUUGGUACUGUAAUGCUAUUGAGGUGCUUCUCUUGCAGACUUAAACAUGUUUACUACUAAGCAUUCACUACCGGUAUGACAUUGUACGUACAAACACAUCUCAUUUUAAUAAUCACAGACUUGCUCUCCUACCGGUUUUAUCUCAUGUGACGUUUGUGAGCAGUGGAAAAGAGUUUGCUGUUUUUUUAAAAACAAAAAUCAAAGACAUUUCAUUGGACAAAAAAAAAGGCUUUUUUUUAAAUGUACAGAUAUUUUGCUACGAAAUCGAGCCUCUUAUUUUUUACAUUGUUCAUCCAUUGUGGUGCUGUACAUAUUGUUGAAACGAACCGACCUGUCCUGCAAUAUCACUGGAAUGUUCUUCACUUUUUAUGUUGUGUAGUUUGACAGUAUUAUUUAAUUGGAUGGUGAAGACGGUGAAUCGACUUACUCUGUGACCUGAAUUGCUCUCUCUCUCAUCACUGUUGUUGCAUAAUGGUAAAUGUCUGUGGUUGCACGUAACACUUGAAAGCUUGAGCAGACACUAGUGGCACAUUUAACGUUUUCUACUUUGAUCUCUUUAACUGGAAUCAGUGGUUGUGUGCAAAUAAAGCAAUGACACCAGCACCGUAAAAAAAAAUGUAAAGUCGUUUCUUUGUGUGGUCAAUGUGAAUUUCAUCUUCUGAAACUGGUAACACUUUAGUUUGGGUCACAAGCACGACUAGCUUAAUAAACUACUAAUUAGCUGUUUUAUUAAUACUAAGGUAAGGUUGAAGUUGGGUUUAGGUAUUGUGUAGGGUUAGGAUGUAAAAUAAGAUCAUACUUUAUAACUCAUGAAGAGUAAUAUCUUGAUAAUAGGCAGGUAAUGGGCCAGUAGUUAAUACAUGUAUUGUGACCUAAAGUGUUACAGAAACUUUUAUUUUACUGCAAUUGGCAUUGCUUUUAUAGUGAGAAUGUUAAUUCGAGAUAUCCACUUUAGCUAUGUUUCCACCAAAAAUGUGAAUUAAACUUAUGCUAAUCAAACAUUUGCGAAUAACGCACCGUUUCCAUCCAUUGAGUCAAAGAAAACAAAAUCGUCACUGGCUGACAAACUGGCACAUUUUAUAAUGACCAAAACAACAUUUCAGAUGUUUUCCAAUGUGGUCUGUCCACUGGUUUGUCCAUUAAUGCCGUAAUAUCACAUCCUAUU